AUGGGCGGAAAACGCAAGCGCGGCUCCAAGGAUGCCUCUGAUCCCAGCAAGAAGUCCAAGAUGGCCAAUGGAGGUGCCCGCGGCGCAACAGCAGCAGCAGCAGUGACGCAGAGCACCAAGCCCAGCCUGGAACCCGCACCUUUCGUCGAGUCGCCCGUCGGCGACGAGAGGCGACGCGAGGCCGGACUGUACGAGCUCCUAGGUAGCGAGGAUGAGAAGGAGCGCCUCCAAGCAGCCGGAUGCAUUGUGUCGAGCCUCCUCGACGGCGAGGGCGUCGACGAGUCCGUCCUCGAGCGCCACCUCAACCGACGUUUGUUCCGAGGUCUCGCCAGCGGUCGCAACGCCUCCCGGCUGGGCUUCAGCCUCGUCAUCACCGAGAUCCUCAGUCAGCUGUUUGGAGCCGGCGGCGGUCCCGACGCCGGGGCGGACGGCAGAGCAGAGACCCCGUCAAUGCCGCUGUGCGAGACGAGAUACAAGGGCCUGACGUUUGACGCCGUCAUCGGCUCCCUGAUGGACAAGACGGCGGCCGGGGGCAACAUCCCUGGCCAGGAGGAGAGGGACCACUACUUUGGCCAGCUCUUCGGCCUGACGUGCUUCGUGCGGUCGCGCGUCCUCUUCUCCCCGCCAUCCAGGUGGCACACCGUCCUCGACCUGGUCCUCCGGCUCGCCUACCAAAAGGUCUGGAUGAGGUCCCAGUGCGGCUGGAUCAUCGUCCAGGCCCUCGAUCAGAUGGACGGGCAGCAGGCCGCCGAGACGCUAGAGAGAGUGGCCGGCGCCCGGCUCGCCAGGACCCCCGAGGGUGUUGCCAUCUGGCUGGCUGCCCUCGAACGCUUCCCCCGCGCCCGCCUCGACAGGAUCAAGCCCUGGGAGAACCCGCUCGCUCCCAAGUCCCUGUGCGAUAUGGCCUCCGUGCUCAAGGAGAGCUUUCAGCAGCAGCAGCAGCAGCAGCAGACCAGCGACGGCCCCCCUCAGGCCAACAAGCAAGCCAACUGGACAGCUCAGCUGCAUUUCGUAUGGGAUACCCUCCUCGCUCACUUUGCCAAGGAGACUGUCAGUGCUCAAGACUUUGAUCAGUUUUGGAUUCGAGUUGUUGACGACGGUCUCUUCUCCAAGAGUGCCACAGAUGGACAAAAGUUCAAGGGCUUCAUGGUCUUCCAAAAGAUGCUCACUGGACUGGUCGACCAGCCCGCCAAGAUCGCCUGCCUUUUCAGCAAGAACUUCAUGUCGUGCCUCAUGAACCAGGCUGCCAAGAAAGACCGCUUUGUCCACCGCUCGGCCACCAAGGCCCUGGGUGCCAUGGAGGCGACGGCCGCCUCCCACCCCGCCUCCCUGCCCGUCAUACUCCGGGGCCUUCUGGGCAAGAACGGCGCCUACGCCUUCGACCAGCGCACCAACACCAAGACCACGGACAAGCUGCUGCGCAGCAUGGACGCGACCCACGAGAGGGAGUGCCUCGACGUCAUCCGCCAGCCCAUCGGCAAGCUCGCGAAGAUGGAGGAAGCAGACGCCCGGUCCACGCUGAGGACGUACGUCGACCAUCUGUCCAGAUCGCUCAGCAACCCUGAGACGUCAUCGUCACCGUCUUCAGCCGAGAAUAACGGUUCCGGCCUGGCCCUGCAGGAGCUCGCGCGUCUGGCCUACGCCAAGCCGGCCGACAUCCUCGGCUCACUCCUGACGGAGCCCGUCCGUUCGCUGUGCCGCUCCCGUCUCGAGUCGUCGUUCGCCAAGCUGAUCCGCCAGAGCGGAGGCAUGGCCGUCUUCUGCCGGGCCGUGGCGUCCAUCGACCCGACCGCCGUGUCCAUGGAGGGGGAGAUCAAAGGUGCCGUGGACGGUGCCCUGUCGCGGAUGACCAAGCUCCUCGGCAGCAACAACAAAAGCAGCAACAGCAACAAGCGCAAGCCGUCAUCCAAGAAGAAUGACGAAGGAUUGUCGUCACCGACACCCGUGGCUCAGGGCCUGGCCGUCCUGCACGCCGUCUCCAUCCUGCAACUGUACAACGAGGAGCCCGACGCGAUGGAGGUUCUCGAGGACCUGGAGCAGUUCACAGACCGCCUGAAGCGGGGCAAGCUGGAUGAGGAGGGCGCCUCAGAGCUGUUGGUCGAGAUCCUACUGUCCAUGAUUGCGCGGCCAUCGUCGCUGAUGCGCGCCGUCUCGCAGCAGGUGUUCGAGUCCUUCACCCCACAGAUCACCCCGGAGGGCCUGCAGCUGCUGACGGGCCCGCUGGCCUCGAGCGAGAGCACAAAGGGUCAGAAGGAGCUGUUCAGCACCGAGGACGACGAGGCCAUGGACGUCGACGACGACGAAGAAGAAGACGACGAAUCCGGUUCGGAUGAUGAUGACGAGAAAGGUGGUCCUCCUGGUAUCGAACUCGACUCUGACGUUGAGUUUGUCGAUCUAGAUGAGGAGAAGGACUUCGAUGAUGGCUCAGAUAACGAGGACGACGAGGACGAUGAUGAUGAUGAUGACAAGAAGAAGGAGAAGAAGAAGAACAAGAAAAACAAGGACUCCGAGUCUCUGAGGAUAGACAUAGAUGACGAGCUGGGCAACAUCCUCAAGAGCCACCGUCUAGACCUGGACGACGAGGCCGAGUCGUCCGAAGACGAGCAGGACAUGACGGAUGAGCAGAUGCUGGCUAUGGACGGCAAGCUGUCCGAGGUGCUCAAGCAAAGCGUGCGGGCCCACCCAGCCUCCAAGCAGAAGAAGGACGCCAAGCAGACCGUCGUCAACUUCAAGCACCGCAUCCUUGACCUGGUCAACAUCUACGUCAGGAAGGAGGCCGCCAACCCGGCCGCCCUGUCCCUGCUCCUCCCCCUCCUCAACCUCAUGCGGUCCACCACCAGGAAGGAUCUGGCCUCCAGAUCUGCCGACUCCAUCCGUCAGUAUCAGGCUGCCCUGAAGAAGGCUCGCAGCGGCGGUAGCGGCAGCGGUAGUAAGGAGGACCCUGAUAAAGAAGAAGGAGAAGGAGAAGGAGAAGAAGGAGAUGAAGGAGAGGUCAAUGAGCUCAUAUCUCAGCUUAUCGAGAUCCACGAAGAGGCCGCCAAGGACGACUCCCACGCCUACGCCAAGGCUGCCAGCUCCGCCAGUCUCAUCGUCGCGUCGACAAUGUUCGCCAUCGACAGGUCUUCAAUCCGCAAGGUCGCCGCCGUCUACGCAAAGACCUGGUCAGAUUGGGUUCUCGGUCAGGGCAAGGUCCAGUCGUCCUUCUUCCAGGAGUGGUACAACUGGUCUCAGAACAUGGCAUCUCGCCAGCAGUCGUCUUGA
Geosmithia morbida is the source of this 3261-nucleotide messenger RNA. Its product is annotated as DNA polymerase phi. Gene Ontology annotation, biological process: regulation of DNA-templated transcription. The transcript has 2 exons. Gene Ontology annotation, molecular function: transcription factor binding; rDNA binding. Gene Ontology annotation, cellular component: nucleolus. The coding region runs from base 1 to 3261 and encodes 1086 amino acids. The record is from RefSeq and is a predicted model, not a curated record. NCBI's taxonomy places the organism in Eukaryota, Fungi, Ascomycota, Sordariomycetes, Hypocreales, Bionectriaceae.